AUGACGGUCGGGCAAGAGACGUCAUCCCCAGACGAAAUUGCGUCGAUACGCCCAUGCCUUCAAGUGGUCAUCCCACACCGCGGUGGUGGUAUACUAUGGCAAUUAACAGCGACUCUAUGCUGUGGUGCUCGUUGCUGCCGUGCCUGCUGCGGUGAUUGCUGCCGUCCACACCACUCAUCCUUCCAAGACCUCGCCGACGAUUUUGAUGACGACGACAACGUCGACGUGCCUAUAUCGCCUGGUUACUCGAGCGACAUCCCAUCAUCGACAUCACACUCGAGGUUAGCCUCCACCAGCUCGAGACGAUCGUCGUGCGGUGAAUCGCGUCGUGGUUCGACACCGGUGUCGGAGUAUUCGAGUUCGGGGUACCGACGGGGUAGCAGCACCCCAGUCCCCGUCAUAGACAUGAAACCGAUUGAGUUUUGGCCUCCUAAUAUGAGCCAGGAACCGGUCCAGCCGAGGCCGCUCACGAGACGAUAUACGAGUGAUCUCUCAUCAUUCGGUGAAGCUGAUAAAAUAGAACCAAAGCUAUACGAGGUGAAUGAAAAUGAAGAAGAUCUGACGGACGAAGAGAAAGUGGCAAGGUUCAAAUUGGGUAAGAUCCACUACGCCCUCAAAUACGAGGUGAACGAGGGACGAUUAAACGUCCGGAUCAUCAAGGCAAGGGACCUUCCACCGCCCAUGUUCUACGACUCCUCCAAACAAGACUUAUCACAUUCCAACCCUUACGUCAAGGUAUGCCUCCUACCUGAUCAGAAAGAUGCCAGACAGACCUCGGUGAAACGGAAAACACAGAAUCCCAACUUUGAGGAGAGUUUCUGUUUUAAUAUCCCUCACCAAGAGGCGCAGCGGAGGAUGUUGCUUUUGAGUGUACAAGACUUUGAUAAGUUCAGCAGGCAUUGUGUUAUAGGACAGCACACUGUACCCCUGGCGGGACUCAACCUGGUGAAGGGGGGCCAUUACUGGAAACCCCUUCAACCACCAAAUCAGAACAACCCCGGUCGUGGCGAGAUACUAUUAUCUCUCAACUAUCUACCCAGUGCAGGUAGGCUCAAUGUUGACGUCAUCAAAGCCAAACAGCUGUUGCAGACUGAUAUAGUCGGAGGUUCGGAUCCGUUUGUCAAGCUACAGAUGAUUAGUGGCCAAAAGGUGAUCAAGACAAAGAAGACUUCGACCAAGAAGAACACUCUCGAUCCCGUCUUUAACGAGACCUUCAGUUUCCAUGUGACGCCGUCGUCACUGAGUGACGUAAGCUUACUGGUCUCCAUAUGGGACUACAACACCAAGAGCAGGGACUACUUCACGGGACAGAUCAUCAUGGGAAAGUUCGCAUCAGGUCAUAGUGAGGUCACACAUUGGCAACGCAUGCGCAAUUCGCAACGAACUCCUGUGGCACAGUGGCAUACACUGCGCACUCGUGAAGACUGUGAAAAGGUUUUGCCACAUGCCAUGAUGGUUUCAUGAUAAGGAGCAGAGGACUGCGGUUCGAGACUCGGGAUAAGUCGAUGGAUAAUUAAGUAAAAAAAAUUAUCCAAAACGAAGGGCACGUCGUUUUGUGUACAACGAGGAGAAAAAUGAGUAAAGCAGGAUAUUGGUGGAUAGUAUGAGAGCAAUGACCGCAGUGGAUGUCAAUACUAAGUGAUGCAGUUAUCUGACGUGGGCGUUACCAUUUUAACGUGACAGUCGUUCGGUAUUCGAUUUUCUGACGGAUGUGUAAACAUUUGAAAUUAAUUUAUGCUCUUUUAGGAUGAGAAAAUAUUUUAGAGCUGUUAUUUGAAGCAAAGAACAUUUCAUCAUCCUUGAUCAUGAUGAUGGCUACACAAAUUAGUAAACAAAGAAGAUAGCUCAAAGUAAAGUGAGCGAAAAUGUGAAUGACAGUAUUUGGUAUUUGAUCAACACAUGGCCGAUCCUAUUCCAAAAGAAGAACACUUUUCAAUCAACUGAGCUUCUGAACGUGAUAUUAUCGUUUGGAGAACUGGCGAUUUGAAGUUGGUCGAUGAAAACAAAUACGUUUUUUUUAUAAACCUAGUGUUGUGUUUAAUUACAAUCUAUGUGUAGUAAAUUGAGAACAAAACCAAAAUGAAUGUCAUGUCAGUGUAGAUAUUUUUAAUUCAACAGUACUUUUUUAGGUAAUUGACAUCAUAACAAAUUCUCUGUUUAGUAUUUAUUACGUCAACUUAACAUUUUCUACUUAAUGCUGGCUUUCAAUUAAUAAAGGAACAAAUGUGGAAACUAUUUACACUUGCAUCUGCUGCUCCCAAAGCACACGCUUGCCUCUAGACAUUGAAAAUAACAUGCUUAUUGUGAUUAUACUAGACUUUUCAUCGUUCGACAUUCCAAAAAGGCUGCUGGGUAUUCAUUCGCCAAUGUAUAUGGUUUCGAAAUUGCUUUGUCCUGUAAACAAAUAUUGCGCAAACACCUUUGGCCAAUUCCUUAUAGGAAAUAACAGCAACAAAACCAACCUUGCCAAUUGUAAUUGUUUUUGUUGUUGUUGUUCUUUUCUUUUCUUUAUUUUGUACGGAUAGACAGGGUGUAGGGGGGGGGGCUUUGUUACAAAUAUUCGGCAAAAUGUCGAUACAGUCGACCAGAUGCCCCAACCCAUUCCGAAUUUUCCUUUGAUCCUUAUGCUGGUCGGGUAGAUGGGUUCUUCUAUUCUAGAAGGUCUUUUGGACCUUGUAAUUCUCUUGAUGAUUAUACCUUGCGAUACUACAAUUGACCUGCUUAUAUCUCUCUCCCCAAAGGUGCAAGGAUGCUUAGGUAGAAACAUAUUUCUGACAGUAGUUGACGUGAAAGAGGUACACGUAUUACUAUUAAUACGUCAGGUUUGUGCUAAGCCACCUUGAAAACGACUUUUUUAGAUACCGAUUUGUACAUGUAUAUUAUAAUCAUUUGUUCACAUGUCUUAAUUGGUUAUCUUGAUAUUAGUUCUCAAACGUAUAGGUAGGGGUAAGUAGGUAAGUGCUAGUGAGUUGAUGUGUGUUGGCGGGUGGUGAGUGUGAAUUCCGUCAGCUAGUUGCUGAAAACGAAUAUGUAGGGAGGGAUACUAUGCCAUUACUCCAUGUUUGAGCAUAAUAGUUUUUGGACAAUGUCAUCUUUACGUAGCGCGUCCAAUGCCGAAAAGGAGGAGUCUUCCGUCGGGCAAAUGACGAAAAAAAGAAGUUAUGUGAA
Messenger RNA from Strongylocentrotus purpuratus (purple sea urchin), 3168 nucleotides. It is a transcript of the gene syt17, whose product is annotated as synaptotagmin-17-like. The record is from RefSeq and is a predicted model, not a curated record. NCBI's taxonomy places the organism in Eukaryota, Metazoa, Echinodermata, Echinoidea, Camarodonta, Strongylocentrotidae. Gene Ontology annotation, biological process: regulation of calcium ion-dependent exocytosis; cellular response to calcium ion; calcium-ion regulated exocytosis. Gene Ontology annotation, cellular component: membrane. Gene Ontology annotation, molecular function: calcium-dependent phospholipid binding; phosphatidylserine binding; syntaxin binding. The transcript has 5 exons. Bases 1 to 1464 code for a protein of 487 amino acids.